AUGGGUUUCAAUCAACGCAUAUUACAAAUCUUCAAGCACAAUAAGCCAUUCACAUAUGCAGAAUUGGAUCCCUCUCAUGUAAACUCGGACAACGAAUAUCAAGAUGAAGAUCGACUUCUUAACCGCUUUUCUGUCGGCGAUGAGUUAUUCGAACAUACUGAAAAGGGAGAGAAUGAUACCUGCCAUAAGCAUCAUUCAAAAAUCAUAGCUCCAAUUCUAGACGCAAUCGACAUUCCCCUUUCAACCUGGCGACUCAACGGCACCUUCCUAGAACGCGAAAACGAAUCCAUCUAUCGGCAACCUCCAUCCCCGGAAGUCGACGCAGCAUGGGCUCGUAUUGAGACUCAAGAUCCCAUUCCCAUAUCCCGAGAAGACCUCAUAAAUCAAGGCAAAAACCCAGAUUUGUAUGCAAAAUUUCCCGAAUCCUUCGGUUUCGGCCCCGACGCCUUCAUCGGACGCAUCGACGUCUUCCAUCAAAUCCACUGUCUCAACCGGCUACGCAUGCAUCUCUACUGGAGUGUAGAGUACUAUUACCCUAACGAACAGAUGGGGAAGUACCAUCAACUCCACGCCUCGCAUUGUGUAUAUGCGCUGCUGCAGAAUCUGAUGUGUCAGGGAAAUGUGGAUACGUAUGGACAUUAUUGGGUGGAUAUGCAGGAGAAUGCAGUGCCGGAUUUUAAUAUCAAUCAUAAGUGUAGGGAUUUUGAAGUGAUUCUAGAGUAUCAUGACAAGAUUGCGGUGCCGUUGGAGAAGUUUGGGGCGUUGAGGAGACCGGUGGAUGAGCCGGUUAGACAUAUGACGCAUGAGGCGAAGGAGGUAUUUAGGUGGUUUGAUAAUCAUGGGGAUGAUGGACAGGAUGGGACGGAGAUUCUGUGA
Molecule: messenger RNA, 876 nt
Organism: Botrytis sinoallii
Lineage: Eukaryota; Fungi; Ascomycota; Leotiomycetes; Helotiales; Sclerotiniaceae
Exons: 2
Coding region: 1-876 (291 amino acids)
Biological process (GO): mycotoxin biosynthetic process
Source: RefSeq, a predicted model, not a curated record